ACCGCUAUCUCUCUCUCUCUCUCUCUCCCGCUCGCUCGCUCGCUGACUGCAGUGUGUUUUAAAGCCGUCCUUUCGCCGACUCCCGCACACUUGGCGCGCUCACUGCACUCUUUUUGAACUGUUCAUUACACACGCGCACACACACAGGCGCACUUGGUUUUUGCAGACACCGAGCGCCUGUGUGACUCACCCCUUCCUUGUCUCGCCAGUGUGUGUUCCCGUACUGCAUUGUUCCGUUCCUUUGAUUUUUUUUUUCUUAUUUCGCUGAACAUGGCGACCGCUGCGGUGUCGGCGGCGGCGGCUGCUGCUGCUACGGGCGGCGCCUCUCAUCCCGCCUUUGGGUCCGAGACGGUACGCGGGCAGAUCUUUGACGUGGGACCCCGCUACGGCAACCUGUCAUACAUAGGAGAAGGGGCAUACGGCAUGGUCUGCUCUGCCUAUGACCGGGAAAACAAAGUCCGGGUUGCCAUCAAGAAAAUCAGUCCUUUUGAGCAUCAGACCUACUGCCAGCGGACUUUGCGUGAAAUUAAGAUCCUGUUGCGCUUCAAGCAUGAGAACAUAAUUGGGAUAAAUGAUGUCAUUCGUGCACCCACUCUCGACCAGAUCAAGGAUGUUUACAUUGUACAGGACCUGAUGGAGACAGAUCUCUAUAAGCUGUUAAAGGCACAGCACUUGAGCAAUGACCAUAUCUGCUAUUUCCUCUAUCAAAUCCUGCGAGGCUUAAAGUACAUCCACUCUGCCAAUGUACUACACCGGGAUCUGAAACCCUCUAACUUGCUGAUCAACACCACUUGUGAUUUGAAGAUUUGUGAUUUUGGCCUUGCUCGGGUAGCUGACCCUGACCACGACCACACCGGGUUUCUAACAGAAUAUGUAGCCACACGCUGGUACAGGGCACCAGAGAUCAUGCUCAAUUCCAAGGGCUACACCAAAUCCAUUGAUAUAUGGUCAGUGGGUUGUGUUUUGGCUGAAAUGCUAUCAAACCGACCCAUCUUUCCUGGAAAACACUACCUGGAUCAGUUAAACCAUAUUCUUGGUAUCCUGGGGUCCCCUUCACAAGAAGAUCUAAACUGCAUCAUCAAUAUUAAGGCCAGAAAUUAUCUGCUUUCCCUCCCAACGAAGAACAAGGUGCCUUGGAGCAGGCUUUUCCCGAAUGCUGAUCCUAAAGCUUUGGAUUUAUUGGACAAAAUGCUCACCUUUAAUCCCCACAAGAGAAUAGAUGUAGAGGAGGCCUUGGCACAUCCCUAUCUUGAGCAAUAUUACGACCCAUCAGAUGAGCCUGUUGCUGAGGCUCCUUUCAAGUUUGACAUGGAGCUGGAUGACCUACCCAAGGAUAAACUGAAGGAGCUCAUUUUUGAAGUAACUGCACAGUUUCAGCCAGGCUUUCGAUCCUAACUCUAUAACAGCCCAUGUGGCACUGCAGGCCUCGACUCGCUCGGAUGCUGUUAAUCGUCACGCCAGCUUCUCCUCAGUGAUGUCUUGUGGUUCGUCUUGGCUUGCCUUUCCCAAACUCCCUGGCAACACAGUCCACUGUUAUGGAGAAGGGUUUUUUCUUUCCCUUCCCCCACCGUCAUUUCAAGUCAUGCCUACACUGACUUUUUGCUGACGAACAAGUCCCAUCUGCAACCAUCAUUGCAUGACCAGAGUGAUUAUCUCUAACCAGUCCAAGAUUUCACCUCAAGGCAGAAUGCACAACCUCUAAUUCACCCAGUUCUUAUAAAUAAAUGCAGAGAAGUUAUGGGUAAGCAGCUUGGCUGAAAUUCAGGCAGGGGAAGAAUAAUUGUGUUGGUAGGAAUUUGCAAUUGGUUACUUCACAUGAUAGCAAACUGGGAACUGGCUUCCGCAAGCCAUACUGUGCAUCUCUGGCCUAUUUUGUACCAUCUCCUAUUAUCCAGCCUCUAACUUUGGUGCAGUUGGAAAAAAAAAAAUAUAUGAGUCAAUAUAUGAAAAAGAACUUCAUUAUCAUCAAAACACUGUAACUGGCGCUUUGUGUCUGUUUUCUAUAACAGGAUGGUGGUGAGCAGCUGGUUUUUGCAACACAUCAGGCAAGCUUUUACCAGUUUUUUUUUUCUACCUAAAGAAGAUAUGUUCCCCUGCUGUUUUUCUAUAGGAGAAUCAAACAUUCCCUCAGUGUGCCUCACUAGCUGCAGAUCGGUGCCAUUGCUGCAAAUCUUUUCACCUUUGCCUUUUAAAAACAAAAGCUGUGGCACAUUGAUGAAUUCCUGAAAGUAGUUGGGGAUAACUGGAAUUGGGGGCAUGGUGGUCCCCUUUGCUGUCUGUUUUGUUCUGCCGUUUGUGAGGAGAAAAAUAUCUCUUAUGCUCUCUGGUCAUUGCAAAGAUGCAUUCAAAUUGUAUUAUUAUUUGUGGAAGAGAGUUGAUAUCUAAAAGCCCUACUGAAACACUGCACUCACCUCUCUUGAUAUUAAGCAUAACUGUUAAUGUGCUUAAAUAUAUAUAUGCAAAUAAAUCUAAAUCAUGAUGUUUUGACACACACACCCACAGUAAAAAAAAAAAAAAAAAAACUAUGAGGAAAAUGUCAGCAAAUCAUGGAGUCUCCUGGCUUUUCUAUUAUAAUACCUAUGUAAUAAGAAAGCCUUAAGCUUAAUGUAUCAGUCUUGUAAUGUGACUCUUGCAGGAUUCAGCAAGAACCAAAA
Polypterus senegalus (gray bichir) is the source of this 2654-nucleotide messenger RNA. RefSeq names its product mitogen-activated protein kinase 1 (gene mapk1). Gene Ontology annotation, cellular component: cytoplasm; nucleus. The transcript has 9 exons. Lineage: Eukaryota; Metazoa; Chordata; Cladistia; Polypteriformes; Polypteridae. Bases 271 to 1395 code for a protein of 374 amino acids. Gene Ontology annotation, molecular function: ATP binding; MAP kinase activity. Gene Ontology annotation, biological process: protein phosphorylation; intracellular signal transduction. The record is from RefSeq and is a predicted model, not a curated record.